UGCAUAGCGAUAAGUUUAUAUGAACUUUUCACAAAGUUUCUGAACACCGAGAUAUAAACAACAGUUGUCAUAGUAACAGUAAAUUCAACGUUGUUGAAAAAGUCAGAUGGAGAAUACAAAGCCAACUGGGAUGCGGCGUGCAUCUCAUUGGUCUACUGAAGUCGAAAAUGCAUAUAGGUUUCAGUUGGCGGGUUACAGAGACGAAGUGGAAUAUUUUAACUAUAAUAAUGCUGACCCAGAGAAGUGGACAAAUACGGGAUUUGUUAAAAAACUGAAGCGACGAGAUGGUCUGUUCUACUAUUUUAACAAGAAUAGGGAGUGUUCAGACAAAGAUAUACCGAAAUGCAAACUAUACGUAUAUUAAUAAACAAAAUACAAUUCAGUGAAUAAUAUCCAUCAACCUUUAUUUCUAGAAGUUCUUGACAGUGCGUACUCUGUUUAACAAAGGGUGUGAAAAUUUUACACGAGGGUAAAGCAACAAUUAAUAAACUAUUUCAACCACAAAACCUGUCGGUGUUUCUUCGCUUGUUGUUUAUUCCUAAUACAAGAGAUUUACUGCAAUCCUCUGACGUCUUGGUAAGAGAAAGGCUUUUGCCGAUUAUGAGUGGUUGUGUUGACUGCAUACAUAGUCUGAUCAUAGUUGAAACAAAUAUUUUUCCUCAACUCAGUCGAAGAAGAAAGAAGAGCACUGUAUAUUGUUUGACAGUUUAGCUAAAUACUACAUAUUCAUUUUAAAGAAGUCUAAAGAAUGAAAAGCUUUCUUUAAUUGUGACGAUGAGGAUGCCCUGUUUAACCUGCAGGGUCUGGUACUAUGUCAAGCCUGCACAGGUUAUUCUAGCCUUUGGACAGACCAAUUUAUUUAUUCUUCUGGAGCCGUAUUUUGAUCUUGUUAAUUAAUCGCUUAUCAACCCCAACCGUUUUUACGUAAGCGUAUGUAUGUAAAUUUCUUAUCUUAAACAUCACAUAUAUGCAGCUUAUUUUUGUUCGACUAUAAAUAUCAAUUCAUGGUCGGUUAAAUCAAGUUGGCUUACUCGCCUUCUUCACCGCGCAUCAAUCCGUUUCGCUUUGCCAUCUCCUCUUCGCUUUCUUCUCUUCGCUUUCUUCUCUUCGUCUCUCUGAACGUCUAUUCUGAUCGACGAUUGUACUAAAU
Schistosoma curassoni is the source of this 1150-nucleotide messenger RNA. The record is from the annotation of a GenBank genome assembly. Lineage: Eukaryota; Metazoa; Platyhelminthes; Trematoda; Strigeidida; Schistosomatidae.